Molecule: messenger RNA, 1545 nt
Organism: Eutrema salsugineum
Lineage: Eukaryota; Viridiplantae; Streptophyta; Magnoliopsida; Brassicales; Brassicaceae
Product: F-box protein At1g30790
Exons: 1
Molecular function (GO): protein binding
Source: RefSeq, a predicted model, not a curated record
CAAAAAAGAAACACUCACUCUCUCUGUGAAAGAUUUUUAGAGAGAGAACAGAGAGAGAGUAGUUAUUUUUUUCUCUCUUUGUGCUUCCCAUCACCAUAUAAACCACUAGAAUCCCUUAUUUUCUUCAAAGAUUCUGAUGAAUACCCAUCAGCAAAAGAAACAACUUUCUUCAAGUUCAAAGUUUCUGAUGAAUACCCAUCACCAAAAGAAACAAGUCUUCGUGAGAGCGACAAGAGCUCAGGUAAGCUAGAUCUGCUCCCUUUCGAUAUAGAGGUGGAGAUACUGACUAGAUUGCCGGGAAAGUCUGUUAUCAAGUUCCUAUGCGUGUCAAAGAUAUGGUCUUCCAUCAUCCGAAGCCAAAGAUUCGUGGAUUCUUACUACGCUCUGUCCUCUGCGACGCGAUCUCGGUUUAUAAUCGCUUUCAGCCACCUUAGCACCGCCGAGGUUAAUGACAAGCGUUUGUUCAUCUUCUCGUCAUCACACGAGGACGAGGUAGAGGAGGAGGAAUCUUCUUCUUCUUCUUCUUUGGUUGCCAAUCUUGACAUGACAAUACCUUCAGUGACCUUGGGUUACGGUUCCAAGUGUACUUCCGUACAUGGCUUUGUGGGUUGUAGACAUGGUGCUUCUCAGUUAACUAUAUGUAACCCUAGCACGAAGCAAGUCAUUACCUUUCCCUGCAAUGGAUCUCGCAUAUCUUUGGGAUACGAUCCUGUUGGUGAUCAAUUCAAAGCAUUGACCUUGGUGUCAUCUCCUAACCAGACUCAUCAGUUUAUAGUGCACCAGGUUAUAACAGUUGGAGCAAGAGGAGUAGUAGAAUCUCGUAGUGAGAUUACCUCCCCGCCUUAUUGCUCUUUAACUAGUGGAAUUUGCAUCAAUGGCUUUAUAUAUUAUGGUGCUUGCGCCCCAACACUAGGAACGACUCCGGUGAUUGUGUCUUUUGAUGUUAGACAUGAAAGGCUAAGUUUUAUCACAGCGCCUGAGGAUGUCCUGGUUUGGAAGAGUUGUUCGAUAUUGAUUGAAUACAGAGGGAAGCUAGCUUCCAUUGUGAGAAACCCUUAUGCUUUUUUCGACAGGUUUGAUCUGUAUAUACUAGAGGACGCCAAGAAACCUGAUUGGUCCAAGCAAACAUUUGAGCUUCCUUUCUCUCUUGGAAUGGGUAAGGAUGUGACUUCUCAGGGAACCAACAAGGCUGGUGAAAUCAUUUUUGCACCAACAACUCUGCCAUAUGAUGUCCAGCCCUGCUACAUUUUCUACUACAACACAGACACAAAAGACUUGAGAAGAGUCCGAAUCCACGGAAUUGCAGAUACUGAAGAGUUUAGGCACUGUUGUGGACUCGCAGGCCUCUGUUUCGUCUCCAUCUCACCCGAACACGUUGAAAGCAUUGCGUCUUUGUAAUGUGUUUGUUCGAGCUAAUAAUGUAAGAGCUUGACUACAAACUCUGGGUGUUUCUUAGUUUGUUAUCUUAGUGACUGAUAAUGAUCUGUGUGAUGCUUUUUUUUUCUUCUUCUUUUCUAGUCUUUUAUUGGUGAUUAUAGUUCAAUA